CCACUGCCCAUAAAGCCAAACUGUACCGCCUCCUAACUACUAGUUCCGGCACACCUCAAUGUCCGUGUAAUGCAGACAACUUCACCGAAGUUAAGAACAUGAUAGCUCUGAUUGCUUCCACCAAUACUGUUAGCCUUAGACUAGAGAAACUGGAGAAUCCACAGGCAUCGAUACCGAACCCUGCCACGGAGCUCCCCACACCCUCUCUUUUACACG
Molecule: messenger RNA, 216 nt
Organism: Pelobates cultripes (western spadefoot toad)
Lineage: Eukaryota; Metazoa; Chordata; Amphibia; Anura; Pelobatidae
Source: the annotation of a GenBank genome assembly